Molecule: messenger RNA, 906 nt
Organism: Peronospora farinosa
Lineage: Eukaryota; Oomycota; Peronosporomycetes; Peronosporales; Peronosporaceae
Source: the annotation of a GenBank genome assembly
AUGGCGACGCGGGACUUGACGCGUCAGUUUAUGCAGCGACGUGCGGAUGCCAAAGCCAAGGUAUUGCGACGUAAGAACAUUGUGAGCCAUCGGGAGGAAGAGAAGGAGCUUUGUAAGAGCACAGAGCAGGAUUCUACGAACGUUACCAUUGCACCUAAAUGGGUAAAUGUUGUAAACGGCACAAAUCAGCAUGUGGCACGCAUCAAGAGAAUGAUGGAAAAGCUAAAUCAGCUGCAUACAAGUCGUCUGAUGGUGCGUUUUGAUGGCUCCGAGUCCAAGUACGAGCAGGAGAUUGACCACGUGACGCUAGAAAUCACGGACGAGUUUCGCAGCGCUGAAAAGGGGUUGCGAAGGAUGGCCCAGAGUGACCGGAACGAGGAGUUUUCGGCUACUGACGCUAAAACUAGACAAAAUGUGCAGAGAGCUUUAGCAACGCAACUACAAACACUAUCGAGUGACUUUCGGAAGUCGCAGAAGAUGUAUCUUGCACGCGUAAAAAACCAGAAAGAAGGUCCAGUAGAGUUUGAUUUUCUUACAGAAAAUGACGCCAAGCACAAACGACAUGGUAGAGCUGAUACGGGAUUCACACAGGCACAGGUCACAGAGGUAGAAAUUGCCGAGGACGUUAUUAACGAACGCGACCAAGAGAUUCAACGUAUUGCUACGUCCAUCACGGAGCUGGCUACGAUAUUUAAGGAAUUAGCCGUGCUCGUUAUUGACCAGGGCACGAUUCUCGACCGCAUUGACUAUAACAUGGAGCAAGUAGUGGAGCAGACUGAGAAGGGCAUUGAAGAGCUAGAGAAGGCUGAAGAAACGCAGAAGAAUAGUCGGCCUUUGAAAUGUAUUAGCUUACUCCUUGUUAUGAUCUUUAUCAUGACAGUGCUGCUAGUGCUCAAACACUCGUAG